AGCCAAUAGGAACCAAACGACUCAUCAAGCUCAUUGUAUUUUUGAUCUACACCGCUACUUUCUGUAUCCACUUUUUCCCAAAAAGCGGCACCAAACAGUGCUAACCAAUCCCCACAGUGUGAUGAGCUAAAAAUACCCUUCACUUUCCACAUGUUCCUACUGACUCCCUCAAAUUGAAAAAGUGAAUCUUGUUAACUCUUUUUUUGGCCACUGAACAGUCUUACUUCUUUGCUUAGCCUGCCAGAAAUGGAUCUGCAUCUGUUACUUACUAUUUGAUUGUCUUUCAAGAACCCCAGUUCAGUAUAUCAGAAAUCUUGAAGUGGGUAUUUCUUGUUUUUUGUUAAAAAUAAAGCCAACAAAAAAAAAAGGUACUUGGGAUUUUUUUGAGUGUUUUUCAGGAAUCCCAGUUGAGUAGAGCAGAAAUCUUGAAGUGGGUAUUUCUAGUUUUUUGUUAAAAAUAAAGCAAAAAAAAAAAAAGGAGCUACUUGGGAUUUUUUUUGAGUGUUUUCAAGAACCCCAGUUGACUAUUAGCAAAAAUCUUGAAGUGUGUUCUUUUUGUGUUUUGUUAAAAAUGAAGCAAAAAAAGGAGCUACUUGGGUUUUGAGUGUUUUUUCAAGAACCCCAGUGGAGUAAAGCAGAAAUUUUGAAGUGGGUGUUCUUUGUUUUUUUGUUAAAAAUGAAGCAGAAAAAAGAGCUACCUCAUAGACCCAAGUUGCUGAAAUAUGUUCUAUUUGGGAUGAUUGUGUUCUUGGGUUUGGUUUGUCUAUAUAACUGUUCGUUUAUUGCUCCUGGUCUUCCUAUAGCACGUGACCAUUUGGUUCUUGACGAUGGUUCUGAUCCAGCUAAUGGGGUUUCUUAUCAUGGUCGUUUGGAUAUGGAUAUGGAAGAUCAAGAACUUGAAGUUCCUAAAAGUAUUCCUGUUUGUGAUACGAGGUAUUCGGAGUUGAUACCUUGUCUUGACAGAAAUUUGAUAUAUCAAUUGAGAUUGAAGCUCAAUUUGACUGUUAUGGAGCAUUAUGAGAGGCAUUGUCCUCCUCCUCAACGUCGUUACAACUGUCUUAUCCCUCCUCCAGCUGGUUACAAGAUCCCAAUUAGAUGGCCAGCUAGUAGAGACCAAGUGUGGAAAGCAAACAUACCUCAUACACAUCUUGCACAGGAAAAGUCGGACCAAAACUGGAUGGUUGUGGAUGGAGACAAAAUAAAAUUCCCUGGUGGAGGAACACAUUUCCAUUACGGAGCUGACAUAUACAUUGCAGCAAUUGCCGGGAUGCUCAAGUUGCCUGGUGAAAAACUCAGCAAUGGUGGAAACAUAAGAAAUGUUCUUGAUGUUGGCUGUGGUGUUGCGAGCUUUGGGGCAUAUCUUCUUUCCCAUGAUAUUAUAGCUAUGUCGCUUGCUCCUAAUGAUGUGCAUGAGAAUCAAAUACAGUUUGCAUUGGAAAGGGGAAUCCCAUCUACACUAGGAGUCUUGGGCACCAAAAGACUACCUUAUCCUAGCAGGUCAUUUGAGUUGGCACAUUGUUCACGGUGUAGAAUUGAUUGGCUCCAAAGAGAUGGAAUUCUUCUUUUGGAACUUGACAGAUUGCUCAGACCAGGUGGUUAUUUUGUGUACUCUUCACCUGAAGCUUAUGCGCAUGAUGCUGAGAAUCGAAGAAUUUGGAAUGCUAUGUAUGAUCUCUUGAGAAGAAUGUGUUGGAGAGUUGUUUCAAGGAGAGACCAAACUGUGAUAUGGGCUAAACCUCUGAGUAACAGCUGUUAUAUGAAGAGAAGUCGGGGGACCCAACCUCCAUUGUGCAUGUCUGGUGACGAGCCCGAUGAAUCUUGGAAUGUACCAAUGAAAGCUUGCAUCACUCCUUACUCACCGAAGGUGCAUAAGGAAAAAGGGACCGGGCUAGAACGUUGGCCACGGAGGCUUAUGGCUCCGCCUCCUCGCUUGGAGGAAAUUGGUGUCCCUUUGGAUGAAUUCCAUAAAGACACUAAUGUAUGGCAUGACAGAGUGGUUGACUACUGGAAGCAGAUGAAGUCUGUUAUCCUAAAGAACUCAGUCAGGAAUGUGAUGGACAUGAACUCAAACCUUGGUGGGUUUGCAGCUGCGCUAAAGGAUAAGGACAUUUGGGUGAUGAAUGUUGCUCCUGUUAAUAUGUCAUCAAGAUUAAAAAUAAUUUACGAUCGAGGCUUAAUUGGAACAGUUCAUGACUGGUGUGAAUCAUUUUCAACGUAUCCACGCACGUAUGACCUACUUCAUGCGUGGAUGAUCCUCUCGGAGACAGAAGAUCGAGGCUGCAGCAUCGAGGAUCUACUUAUUGAGAUGGACCGUAUGCUAAGGCCAGAAGGAUUCAUCAUUAUAAGGGACAAGCCCCAUAUAAUAAACUUCGUAAGAAAAUUCUUGACUGCACUAAAAUGGGAUGGAUGGUCAUCAGAGGUAGAACCACGGACUGAUGUUCUCUCCUUGAGCGAAGAAAGAAUUCUAAUGGCAAGAAAGAAGCUUUGGCACGAGACGUUUACAAUUUAGUGACAUUUGUUUUGGUAUGUAUUUUUUUAUUCGCGAAUGGACUCCUCGUUUCAUUCAUGGUCCCAUAAUGUAGCAGCAAGUCAUUACUAGGAACUGGCUAAGCCAUCCUCAUGGUCAAUGUGUGAUAUAUGUCUAAUUUAUCAAUGACAAUGUUGGUACUAUCAUUCAGUAGGUUUAACUGAUUUUUGGGUUGGAAAAUUCUGUGUUUCAGGAAUGAACGCUGGAUUCUGGAUAAGGUGGUGAACUCUGAUCUAUUGUUGGCUUUUAGAAC
Messenger RNA from Capsicum annuum, 2780 nucleotides. Its product is annotated as probable methyltransferase PMT9. The coding region runs from base 677 to 2509 and encodes 610 amino acids. Gene Ontology annotation, molecular function: methyltransferase activity. Gene Ontology annotation, cellular component: trans-Golgi network; endosome; cytoplasm. The record is from RefSeq and is a predicted model, not a curated record. Lineage: Eukaryota; Viridiplantae; Streptophyta; Magnoliopsida; Solanales; Solanaceae. The transcript has 7 exons.